Polypterus senegalus (gray bichir) is the source of this 2154-nucleotide messenger RNA. It is a transcript of the gene slc25a20, whose product is annotated as solute carrier family 25 member 20. Lineage: Eukaryota; Metazoa; Chordata; Cladistia; Polypteriformes; Polypteridae. The record is from RefSeq and is a predicted model, not a curated record. The transcript has 9 exons. The coding region runs from base 250 to 1149 and encodes 299 amino acids. Gene Ontology annotation, molecular function: O-acyl-L-carnitine transmembrane transporter activity. Gene Ontology annotation, biological process: mitochondrial transport; carnitine transmembrane transport. Gene Ontology annotation, cellular component: mitochondrial envelope.
UGGAGCGCGUUACAGUUUGUACGUAUGCCCCCCUAGUUUGAUACAGUAUGUGUGAGUCACUUCACUUUAAGCGCAAAAGUGCUGCCGGUUGUGCGCGGCCUCGACGGACAGUGAGCGCGUGCCCAACAUCCGUGUCGCCGAGACCAAAGUUUACUUUUUGGAAGUAACGCUGGCCGAAGCGGCACUUACAGCACGAGCCAAACAAAAAGUUACCGUAAGGUUUUGGCAGAAGCCCGGUUUAUUGUUAAAAUGGCUGAAGGAAAUUCAAAGACGGAAAGAAUAUCCCCCGUGAAAAAUUUUUUUGCAGGAGGAUUUGGCGGAGCUUGUCUUCUUUUAGCUGGCCACCCUCUGGAUACUAUUAAGGUUCGACUACAAACCCAGUCUAGAAGUACUGUGCUUUAUUCGGGAACAUUGGAUUGUUUGAAGAAGACAGUGGCCAAAGAGGGGGUGCUGGGGCUCUACAAAGGCAUGGGGGCUCCUCUUGCAGGUGUCUCACCAAUGAUGGCAAUUGGUUUUUUUGGCUUUGGUUUGGGCAAGCGUCUUCAGCAGAAUGAGGUUGGCCAUCCCCUAACGUAUCCACAAGUUUUUGCAGCUGGCAUGCUGGCUGGAUUACUUACCACCGUCAUUGUGGCACCUGGAGAAAGAAUCAAGUGCUUGUUACAGAUACAGGCAAACUCUGGACUGGUGAAAUACUCUGGGCCUGUGGACUGCGCCGUGCAGCUCUACAGAGAGCGAGGAAUCCGGAGUGUCUUUAAAGGAACUGGGCUGACCCUCAUGAGAGAUAUUCCUUCUUCGGGCAUUUACUUCAUGAGUUAUGAGUGGCUAAAAAAUACAUUAACGCCAAAAGGACAAAGCCAUACUGAUCUGAGCAUCCCCAGGGUCCUGUUUGCUGGGGGGGUGGCAGGGAUCCUUAACUGGGCAGUGGCAAUACCAAUUGAUGUGCUGAAAUCCAUCUUCCAGACAGCCCCUGAUGGCAAAUACUCAGGCUUUCGUGAUGUAUUUAGAGAGCUUGUCAAAGAAGAAGGCAUCACUUCACUGUACAAGGGCUUUACUCCCGUGAUGUUACGAGCAUUCCCAGCAAAUGCGGCCUGCUUCCUUGGAUUUGAGCUCUCCCUGAAAUUCCUAAACUGGUUACUCCCAGACAUUUAAGCACAAAUGCCAUUCUAUAGAAGGAAAAAAAGCAUGAAAAAAAACAAUCAUGUGAGAAAAAAGGAUACUAAAGAAUGUUUUUGAAGUGUCUAUGGCCAAGGUAAUUGUCCUAGACACAGCAUCAUGGUCUUAUUUUAACUGUCUGUAUAUCCAUAUAAAAGAGACAAUCAAUUCCUAAAUUACAACUGUGAUGUCCACACAUUAACAGCUGAUUAACUACAGACUAUGUUAGAAUUUCUCUCAUUUUGUAGCUGCUCAACUCAACAGAAUGUACGACUCUUUUUAAAAUUGUAUUAAACAUAUACCUCCAAUACCAAUACAUGAUUCUCCCUGUAGAGGAUUCUCGUACUGUUCAAUGAAAGAAAAGGAACUGGUCUUGAAGAUGAUGAUGCCUGCCUACAGCAGCAUACGCUCAUGUUUACACCCACACUAUGGGAAAGUUUACAGUCUGCAGAUAGGCUGACAAACAUUGUUGGACCAUGGGAAGAAACAGAUGUCCAUUGAGGAAAUGGAUACAGAACUGACACAGAAGACACACGAUCUGAGAAUAAAACCAAGAUCCAAAUACUUAGGUGGUAACACUAUGCAACCAGUGAUAUAAAUAUUCAAACUGUACCUUUUUAUAUUCUCUUUUAUAAUAAAUGAACAUGGACAUUGCUGAAAUUUCAUACAAGAAUUAAUGUCUUGCAUUUUAGUGUAAUUUCAAACAAUAAUUGUUUUGCACCGUAUAUACUUGAAUAUAACAAUUUCUAAACAGCUACUUUGUGAAGAAUAUUUCACAAUUUAUGUAACAGGUGAAGUUUUGUCUUAUUUUUAUGUUAAAUUUGUAUCUGUUUAAUGCCAUCAUAACUUUAUAAACUUGUGAAACGCUCAUGCUACAUGAUAUUUUAUUCAAUCUUGAUGAUUUACUUUGCAGGAUUGUACCAAUACUGUACCAAUUUAAGGUCAAAGGGAGUUCCAAUCCAUCCUACAGUUGUGCUUGAAAGUUUGUGAACCCUUUAGAAU